This is a messenger RNA of Musa acuminata AAA Group (dessert banana), 802 nucleotides long. Its product is annotated as protodermal factor 1-like. The record is from RefSeq and is a predicted model, not a curated record. Bases 50 to 640 code for a protein of 196 amino acids. The transcript is spliced from 3 exons. Lineage: Eukaryota; Viridiplantae; Streptophyta; Magnoliopsida; Zingiberales; Musaceae.
UUCCUCCUCUGCCACUUUGAGCUUGGUUUGGUAGUACACGGAGGGGAGUAUGAAGAAAGGGAAACUUCUUCUCAUCUUCUUUCUGCUCAUAUGGCUGGUUUCUCAGCAACCUGUCACUAGCGUUGUUGACGAGAAGAACUCACAGAGCACUCCAUGCACGACGCCGUCGCAUGGAGGUGGUGGCGGCGGCGGUGUGCCGUCUCAAGGUGCACCUUCUUCUCAGGUCACCACCGCCCCUCCAUCUCCUACACUCGUGCCACCUCCGGGGACACCGAUCACCGAUUCCAAUCCCUCACCAUUCACCUGCGACUACUGGAGAACGCACCCGGAAGCAAUACUGGCUCUCUUCGGGUUCUGGUGCACCUUGGGCCAACUCUUAGGCACGCCGGCAGCUUACGCUUUGGGGCGGAACCCCAGCGUGCUGGAGGCGCUAUCGAACACCCGCGCCGACGGGAUCGGAGCUCUGUACCGGGAAGGGACUGCGUCGUUCCUCAACUCACUGGUGAGCAGGAGCUUCGUCUUCACGGCCCGGCAAGUCAGGGAUGCAUUCAACGCCGCGGUGGUCUCCAACAGCGCCGCAGCAGCGCAGGCAGAGCUCUUCAAGAGGGCCAACGAGGGCCACCUCGUGAAGCACCAUUAGGCUGUGUUUAGCGCCAUUGUUCAUCUCCUCGUUCAUCUCCUUCUCGCUCUUCUCAUCGUGAAGCUCUGCUUGUGUGUUGCUGCUAGCCAGUGUGCUUAGGCUCGUGUUUGUUUCCUACUGUAAGUUGUGUGUCUGCUAAUGUAGCAACUCCAUUAUCUUCCA